AGGAGGCGUGGGCAUGGAGGCGACUGGGGACGCCGAGCCCCGGGCUGGCGCCGCUGCCUAGGGCGCCCUGUGGGUUCCGUGGGGGGCACGGCCCGGUGCUGCGCGGAUGGCCCUGCUCCCGCGGCACGCGCUCGCCUUCGUCCUCCUCCUCUUCGUGCCUGCCGCUCUCAGGUGCCAGGAGCAGGCCCAGACUACCGACUGGCGGGCCACGCUGAAGACCAUCCGGAACGGCGUUCACAAGAUAGACACGUACCUGAACGCCGCCUUGGACCUCCUCGGAGGCGAGGAUGGGCUCUGCCAGUACAAGUGCAAUGACGGAUCUAAGCCUUUCCCACGUUACGGUUAUAAACCCUCCCCGCCGAAUGGAUGUGGCUCUCCACUGUUUGGUGUUCACCUUAAUAUUGGCAUCCCUUCCCUGACAAAGUGCUGUAACCAACACGACAGGUGCUAUGAGACCUGCGGCAAGAGCAAGAACGACUGCGAUGAGGAAUUCCAGUAUUGCCUCUCGAAGAUCUGCCGGGAUGUGCAGAAGACACUAGGACUGGCUCAGCACGUUCAGGCAGGGUCCCCAAAACCACCUCCAGAUUUGCUAGGAGGACUCACAGGAUUCAGCAAAUACUCCUACUCAGAGCGACGGGAUACGAAGCAGAGUCACAAAGGGAAAAGGUGUAUCAGUGUGCCCAUUUAUAAAAUAAUACCCAUGUCAUAAAAUUGGCAUAAAGAUAGAAAAUUUCCACAAAAAUUUGUGGAAAUACAAAUCACUGUACAAAUACUAGAAGUUAUAAAAUCUUUUCAAUGUCAAGCCGAAGUAUUUAUCAUACAUCGAAAUUGGAAGAGAAGGUACAAGAAAGGAAACUAUGCAUUUUAAAGCAUUUUUCAUAAGAUACCAUGCUAGAUAUUUUAGAUCUGUUUUCCUCAGUGUUCACAAAAACCCAAAGAAGUAGGUAGUGGUGUAUACUCAUUUUCCAAGGAAGGAAAUGGAAGUUCCAGGAAGUAACUUGUCCUAAGUUGCGUACUUCCAAUUUUAAAACUCGUGCUCUGUCUACUGCAGUGUUCCCUGAACAAUGUCAUGGGUCUGAUUCUGAAUUCCUAGUAGUAACUGUCAAGGAAGAAGUCUCUGCAGCUUGAAUUCCCAGCCUCUGAAUGCUUUGCACGCUCUUGGCUGAGCAAGCUAGUUGCACAGUGGACGCAUACAUGGAUGUAUCUCCUGUCUUCUGAUCUAAGGACGUACUCAUUUGGCUAAAUGAUGAAGCCAGUUUCCUUCCAAUGCCCUAUUGAAUAAGUAUAGUCUUUACAGUUCUGUGGUGGUUGUGUUCUUUAACAGCACAGCCUUCUGGAGAAGUUUGAAAAGGUCAGGAUUUUGCAAUGAAUAGUUUCUUCCUUAAUGUAUUUGGAUGACUAAAAGCUAUUCUGUGCUGUGCUGUGUAUGAAGAUUCUCUCAGCUGGCUGUUCCAGGCUUCUUAGAAUAAGAAAAGUAAAUCCAUUAUCUUUUUAUAGUCCUAAAAAAAAUUUUAAACCCUGCCAGAGGAAAAACACUUUUGAUUCCUACAUCUCCCUUCCCAGGCCAAAUUGGGAUACUGAGAAAGAGCGAGAGACUGGGGUCCAUUUACCUUAAGCCUCUUAGAUGGUGUGUGAUUAGUUCAUAGAAGUCAUUGGCCAUAAUUAAAUGUUUUGAUGUUUCUCUGUUUUGUUUUUUUUUAAAGAUUUUAUUUAUUUGACAGACAGAGAUCACAAG
Messenger RNA from Neogale vison (American mink), 1735 nucleotides. RefSeq names its product phospholipase A2 group XIIA (gene PLA2G12A). The coding region runs from base 107 to 709 and encodes 200 amino acids. Gene Ontology annotation, molecular function: calcium ion binding; A2-type glycerophospholipase activity. NCBI's taxonomy places the organism in Eukaryota, Metazoa, Chordata, Mammalia, Carnivora, Mustelidae. Gene Ontology annotation, cellular component: extracellular region. Gene Ontology annotation, biological process: phospholipid metabolic process; lipid catabolic process; arachidonate secretion. The transcript has 4 exons. The record is from RefSeq and is a predicted model, not a curated record.